AUGGCGGCCUGGGCCUCCGUGUGGGAGCCGCUCCCCAAGGUGAGAGCAUCUUGCACUAUUCUCUCCGACGGAGGAGGAGGAGGAGGAGGAGAAAACCAGGAGAAAACCCAGGAGAAGAAAACCCAGGAGAAGAAAACCCAGGAGAAGAAAACCCAGGAGAAGAAAACCCAGGAGGAGAAAACCCAGGAGGAGAAAACCCAGGAGGAGAAAACCCAGGAGAAGAAAACCCAGGAGAAGAAAACCCAGGAGAAGAAAACCCGGAGGAGAAAACCCGGUGGAGAAAACCCAGGAGAAGAAAACCCGGCGGAGAAAACCCGGUGGAGAAAACCCGGAGAAAACCCAGGAGAAGAAAACCCAGGAGAAGAAAACCCAGGAGGAGAAAACCCAGGAGGAGAAAACCCGGUGGAGAAAACCCAGGAGAAGAAAACCCGGCAGAGAAAACCCGGCAGAGAAAACCCGGUGGAGAAAACCCAGGAGAAGAAAACCCGGCAGAGAAAACCCGGCAGAGAAAACCCCGGAGGAGAAAACCCCGGAGGAGAAAACCCCGGUGGAGAAAACCCCGGUGGAGAAAACCCCGGUGGAGAAAACCCCGGCGGAGAAAACCCCGGCGGAGAAAACCCCGGCGGAGAAAACCCCGGUGGAGAAAACCCCGGUGGAGAAAACCCCGGUGGAGAAAACCCCGGUGGAGAAAACCCCGGUGGAGAAAACCCCGGAGGAGAAAACCCAGGAGAAGAAAACCCAGGAGAAGAAAACCCAGGAGAAGAAAACCCAGGAGAAGAAAACCCAGGAGAAGAAAACCCAGGAGAAGAAAACCCAAGAGGAGAAAACCCGGAGGAGAAAACCCGGAGGAGAAAACCCGGAGGAGAAAACCCGGUGGAGAAAACCCAGGAGAAGAAAACCAAGAAGAAAACCCGGAGGAGAAAACCCGGAGGAGAAAACCCGGAGGAGAAAACCAGGAGGAGAAAACCCGGUGGAGAAGGAAGAAGAGAAGAAAGAGAACGAAUAGACUGGUGA
This is a messenger RNA of Procambarus clarkii (red swamp crayfish), 1014 nucleotides long. The record is from RefSeq and is a predicted model, not a curated record. NCBI's taxonomy places the organism in Eukaryota, Metazoa, Arthropoda, Malacostraca, Decapoda, Cambaridae.